AUGGUCAAGGAUUUUCACAUGGGCGACGGCAACAAUGCUUCCUUCUAUGCUGGUGUUUUGAUUUCGGCAUUUUCGCUCGCUGAGGCUUUGACUGGCAUGUUCUGGGGUGGUCUCUCCGACCGCCUGGGACGGAAGCCGAUUCUUUUGUCUGGCUCCAUGGGCACCAUGGUCUCUUUGAUCUUGGUCGGGUUAGCUCCUAAUUUCUGGGUCGCUGUCGCUGGUCGAGCCCUUGGUGGAGCCCUGAAUGGAAACAUCGGGGUAAUCCAGACGAUGGUCGGUGAGCUUGUGAAGCGACCUGAGCAUGAGCCUAUUGGAGGCUUAUGUGCAAGACCCGCUGAAGGGUUUCCCUCGUUAUUUCCGGCUGAUGGUCUCUUUGGGAAGUUCCCCUAUCUUCUGCCCAACCUUGUUUGCUCUAUUCUACUUCUCCUAAGCAUCAUCAGCAGCUGGCUGCUCCUCGAGGAAACCCAUCCAGACAUGCAGCCGGGAAUAUUCCAUGAGCAUUCUGACCACGCAGCGGAGCAUGCGCAUUUGGUAACAUCCGGCGCAACCGCAAAUGCUAGCGCGGACCUGCGAGCGGAGUCGUACGGGACUUUCAAUCAAGUCCACCUGCACACUGAUGAGAGUUGGAACGUGCAAUUCGAUGGUUCGUCCCCAGCGUGGAAGAAAACACCGAAACCCAAGGCUUUCACUUGGCGUGUCACCAUGUUUGUGAUCGCGCUGGCUAUCUUUACUUAUCACUCGAUGACAUAUGACCAUCUGUUGCCAAUUUUCUUGCAGGAUACGAAGUUGGGAGACUUUCCAAGCUCAAACCACUCACUUCUCAAUAUUCCAGGCGGCGUUGGUCUUUCGACUCGAACUGUGGGUGUGAUCAUGUCUACUGAUGGUAUCAUCGCUCUUGUGAUACAAAGUAUCGUUUUUCCCGUGCUGGCCCAUUAUCUGGGAAUUUGGCGGCUUUUCAUCGUCGUUACGGUACUUCAUCCAAUUGCGUACUUCAUGGUUCCGUUUCUGGUCUUUCUGUCGGGCCCCCUCGUUUAUAUCGGUAUAUUCACUUGCUUAAUCGUUCGCAACACCCUGUCCAUCAUCGACUAUCCUAUCCUUUUGAUUCUUAUCAAGCAAGCUAGUCCCUCAGCUUCUGUCAUGGGCAAAAUAAACGGCUUCGCUGCUUCCGCGGGAGCUGCAUCCAGGACUCUCGCUCCUCCAAUUGCUGGUUUGCUUUAUAGUACUGGGGCGAAGAUUGGAUGCACCGCUCUUGCCUGGUGGGGGAGUAGUCUCGUUGCUUUGAUUGGGACUUUACAACUGUGGUUUAUCCAGCGCAACAUACACACCACAGCAAGCGUUAGUUCUGCGGCAGCGUUUCCUUACGUUGCUGUGCCAGAGCAGCAUCACAAUGAUGUUGUCCAUAUCAUUGUCAGUGGUGAAGAUGAAGCACAUGCUGGGACAGAUGCAGUGUCGCAUUAA
Molecule: messenger RNA, 1458 nt
Organism: Penicillium bovifimosum
Lineage: Eukaryota; Fungi; Ascomycota; Eurotiomycetes; Eurotiales; Aspergillaceae
Exons: 2
Coding region: 1-1458 (485 amino acids)
Biological process (GO): transmembrane transport
Molecular function (GO): transmembrane transporter activity
Source: RefSeq, a predicted model, not a curated record